This is a messenger RNA of Didymosphaeria variabile, 1443 nucleotides long. RefSeq lists its product as uncharacterized. The transcript is spliced from 2 exons. Lineage: Eukaryota; Fungi; Ascomycota; Dothideomycetes; Pleosporales; Didymosphaeriaceae. The coding region runs from base 1 to 1443 and encodes 480 amino acids. The record is from RefSeq and is a predicted model, not a curated record.
AUGCCGGAUCCCAGGAUGCCGGAUGCGAGAGUGCCGGACGCCAGGCCGCGCGAACGCGAUGUGGCUCCAACGUACGAAGAGCGCCCACGAGAUAGACCCUCUCGAGAUAGUAACCAGCCCGUUCCCAGUGCUGCUCCAAUCGUGGCAGGUGCUGCUGCAGGUGCCGCUGCUACGUUGGGUGCUGCCCAUGCUUUGAAAUCCCGCGACAAGGACCGGGAGCGGGAUUCAGAGCGCGAUCGUGAGCGCGAGCGGGAAAAGGAACGUGAACGUGAGCGUGAACGCGAACGCGAACGCGAACGGGAUCGGGAACGCGAGCGCGAAAGGGAGAGGGAAAAAGAACGUGAGCAACGUAAGGAGUUGGACGAACGUGACCGACGGGGCAGGGGCUCGGAUGAACGAGAGCGACGUACCGACAGGCGCGAAAUCAUGCCUGAAGAACGACAGGAACGACCGCUCCAAGAACGCAUACAGCCUGCUGCCGCCGCUUAUGCCUCACUUCAAGAACCCAGUCGCUAUCCUCGUGAGCGAGGAUACGAAGAUGAGGAGCGUGAGAGGCGUGAGAGGAGGUCACGCAAGGCACCAUCAUCUGAGGGUAGUGGUGAUGAACGACCCCGUCACUACGUCGAUAGCCAACGCAAAGCGGAGCCACCUGCAAAAGAGGCCGCACUCGACCCAGACGAGGAAUACAGGCGUCGUAUCCAACAAGAAGCCGAACGGAGCGGGCGCGAUCGGGACGAUGGCGAUUCAGACCGAGAGCGAGAGCGUCGACGACGGAAAGAGGAAAGAGACAAGUCUCGCGAGCGUGCAGAUGAUUAUCGUCUACGCGAAGCCAGAUCCAAUGCUCCCGCGCCGCCACACUCGCGCUACGAUGAGCGCUCUGCAAGCGUUCUUGACACCGACAUUGUCCAAGAACCAGACUCCUUAGCGGACCAUGACCCACCAAGCAAGGGUGUACAGAUCGUCACACCCCCUAAGGAAGCUCCUGCUGCUCCCAAAGGUAUCCUACGCAAACCGACUGAGAAAUUCCCUGAAGACCCUGAGCCCAUCCGCGAGGGUGUUGCCCCUCAUAAAAGCCAACUGAAAGGCAAGGACAUCCCUACAAACGCUCGAUGGACAAAAAUCGAUCGAAGGCUUGUGAAUCCGCAGGCUCUUGAGGAAGCAAAAGAACGAUUCGAGGAGCGCCUAGACUGUGUCAUUGUUCUGCGGGUCUUAACAAAGGAAGACAUCCAGAAGCUGGCGGAUCGUACCAAAAAGAUUCGUGAAAGGAUGAAUUUGAACAUCAUGAAGGACGGGACCCAGACCGAGAUCAUGAUCGGCACGGUCACCAUGGCCAUCGCGAAGAAGACAGGGAUAGACGUCGAGACCACGACGACUAUGAUAGAGACUAUGACGACUACGACCGGGACAGCGAACGCGACCGUGACCGACGACCUCGAGCGAUAG